Messenger RNA from Xyrauchen texanus (razorback sucker), 1847 nucleotides. Its product is annotated as paired mesoderm homeobox protein 2B-like. Bases 52 to 906 code for a protein of 284 amino acids. Gene Ontology annotation, biological process: regulation of transcription by RNA polymerase II. Lineage: Eukaryota; Metazoa; Chordata; Actinopteri; Cypriniformes; Catostomidae. The record is from RefSeq and is a predicted model, not a curated record. Gene Ontology annotation, molecular function: RNA polymerase II transcription regulatory region sequence-specific DNA binding; DNA-binding transcription factor activity, RNA polymerase II-specific. The transcript is spliced from 3 exons.
GUGCAUUUUUUCCUUGGGAGUGCAGCAUUCCUUCUCCACUGAGCCUUUUCAAUGUAUAAAAUGGAGUAUUCUUACCUCAAUUCCUCUGCCUACGAGUCCUGUAUGGCCGGGAUGGACACAUCGAGCCUGGCGUCAGCCUAUGCGGACUUCAGCUCCUGCAGCCAAGCCGGUGGCUUUCAGUACAAUCCCAUCAGGACGACGUUUGGGGCCACCUCCGGGUGCCCGUCGCUCACACCGGGCUCCUGUAGCCUGGGCACGUUGCGGGACCAUCAGAGCAGUCCGUAUGCCGCAGUUCCCUACAAGCUGUUCACCGACCACGGAGGUUUGAAUGAGAAGCGGAAGCAGAGGCGCAUUCGGACAACUUUCACCAGCGCGCAGCUCAAGGAGCUGGAGCGCGUGUUCGCUGAGACUCACUAUCCAGACAUUUACACACGGGAGGAGCUCGCGCUAAAGAUUGAUCUCACUGAGGCUAGAGUACAGGUAUGGUUCCAAAACAGGCGCGCCAAAUUUCGCAAACAAGAGCGCGCCGCUGCCGCCGCAGCUGCCGCAGCAAAGAACGGAUCGGGGAAAAAAUCAGACUCGCGAGAGGAGGACAGCAAAGAGGCAAAAGCUACCGAUCCAGACAGCACUGGUGGACCCGGGCCUAACCCGAAUCCUACUUCCAACUGUGGUGGACCGAGUCCCACCGGCGGACAGGUCAGCGCCACUGGGAACGUGGCGAUUGAACAGGUGAAGACGUCAGUGGCCGUUAUGGGAGGCACUGCGCCGAGUCAAGGCUGGGCCACAGCCCCGGGCACCAUCACCUCUAUUCCGGACUCUCUGGGCGGACCGUUCGCUAGCGUGCUGUCCUCAUUACAAAGACAGAACGGAGCCAAAGCCACUUUAGUAAAGACCAGCAUGUUCUGAGUUAGUGCUUGAUGCAGAAAAGAAAGCGACGACAGUAAGAUUCAACAAACAAACAAACAAACAAGUGUUUACUCAAGUGACUGAUGAAAAAGAGGAGAAUGCCAAAAGAUGGAGAGAGAGAGACCAGAAUCUCAACUCACUGCUGAAAAAUACUAAAAAAAAACUCUGAUCGACUACUUUCGAUGCCAUUGGUUUACACCACAAGCUGGAUUGAAUUCUAUGACAAAUAUUAUGUUAUCGUUUUGAUCUUAUCCGGACUUUUUUGUUUUGGCUGUGGUCGUCAUUCAUUUCUGAAGAAAUCACUAUUAUUCGAUAGACUGCAAUGAGUGCUCCUAAUGCAAAGAACAUUCACCAAGGACUCAUGACGAUACAAUGUAUGACAUUAUUCAAUGUCAUUAUACCUGUCAUUAUAUCUUGGCGCCAUAAUCAUUUGUUUACAUUGACUCUAAACGCACCAAUAGCGUGAGUUACAUGUCUGUAUUACAGAAUACUGCCAAACGAGGCACCCUGUUAUAUAUAUUUUUACCUAUAAAGUUACCAAGCCUUAGAGCCAGGGGCUCUGCAAACGUUCAUCUACAUAUUUCCUGUUAAUCUAAUGCAAAUUGUUCUUCGAAAUGGCACAAGUACGUACUUCACUGUUGACAGAAAUACGUAAACGUUUUGUGUGUCUUUCUACAGCUGUGUUUCUGUGGCUCAAAUUGUAUAGUGUUAAAACGUAUUGACGUCCUAGAUAAACAUAGACCACAUCCCCCCUUGUAGUUCACUGAGUCUUUAAAAUGUUUUACAAGUUACAACUGGCGCAUUCUUUUGAGGGAAAAGGGAAUGGAUGCAAAACAUUGUAUUUCUUUUCUAUAUUAUUUGCAUGUUGUCUUCUCCGUCGAAUUUUAUAAUGAUUUCACCUAUUUUGUGAUCAUAAUGUAACACGUUUUUUGUCCAGGAUU